Messenger RNA from Lethenteron reissneri (Far Eastern brook lamprey), 3331 nucleotides. Its product is annotated as somatostatin receptor type 1-like. Gene Ontology annotation, molecular function: neuropeptide binding; somatostatin receptor activity. Lineage: Eukaryota; Metazoa; Chordata; Hyperoartia; Petromyzontiformes; Petromyzontidae. Gene Ontology annotation, biological process: cellular response to glucocorticoid stimulus; neuropeptide signaling pathway. The record is from RefSeq and is a predicted model, not a curated record. Gene Ontology annotation, cellular component: plasma membrane; neuron projection.
GGAUCCGCUUUUGGGAAAUGUCUUCAUCCAACAGUGGAUUGACCAAGGCUGUUACUGAUGAUGAAAACGAAGAUUGUCCAACGAACAUCAACAUGCAUGUCCACAUUGAAAGAACAAUUCGUCCAAUAAAACAAACACCUCUGCGCGAGCCCCAUUAAUCUAAAACGCGCGGUUGUUUUCAUUCACGCAGAUAAGAAUUUUCAAAAACGUGGUUAUCCAAAUGCCCCCCCCUGGCCACUUCUCGCUGGCAAGCAAACGAGCGCGCGUGUCGAUGUACGGCACUGCUAGGCAACCUCGUACCCAAUCGCAUCCACCCCGUGCGACGUGAGCCAUUCUUCUCAAUAUUCACCCGGGCUCGAGGGUGGGGGCCACGCCACCACCCGACGGGGGUUCCAGCCCCUCCCCCUCCACGCGCGUUUUCUUCUCGCGCGCCGCGCGCCGCGCUCCGACACGAGCGAGUCACAGACGCCGUGGCCACGAGGAUUCGUGCGCUGGAUGGGGCCAACGUCACUCUGGCGGGCGACUCAGCUCCGCCGCUCGGAAGCAGCAUGUUGACCGAACGUCCCAAUUCCACCGCGUCGUCGGGAGACGCAUUCGAGGUGUUUGACGCAAGCACCGUGGUCAUUCCCUUCAUCUACGUGGUGGUGUGCAUGGUAGGCUUGCUCGGGAACUCGCUCGUCAUCUACGUGAUAUUCCGCUACGCCAAGAUGAAGACGGCCACCAACAUCUACAUCCUCAACCUGGCCAUAGCCGACGAGCUCUUCAUGCUCAGCGUGCCCUUCCUGGCCACGUCCGCGGCCAUGCACCACUGGCCCUUCGGCUCGCUGCUCUGCCGCCUCGUGCUCAGCGUAGACGGCAUCAACAUGUUCACGAGCAUCUUCUGCCUCACGGUGCUUAGCGUGGACCGCUACAUCGCCGUGGUGCACCCCAUCAAGGCGGCGCGCUACCGGCGGCCGAGCAUCGCCAAGAUGACCAACGUGUGCGUGUGGGCCCUCUCGCUGCUCGUCAUCUUGCCCAUCAUCAUCUUCGCGAACACGGAGCCGAGCAGGGAGGAAGGCUCCGACAGCGUCAUCUGCAACCUGCUGUGGCCGCACACUGACCUGCCAUGGUCGGUGGCGUUCGUCCUCUACACGUUCAUCGUGGGCUUCCUGCUGCCCGUAGUGGCCAUCUGCGUGUGCUACCUGCUCAUCAUCUUCAAGAUGCGAGCGGUGGCGCUCAAAGCGGGCUGGCAGCAGCGCCGGCGCUCCGAGCGCAAGAUCACGCGCAUGGUGCUCAUGGUGGUGGCCGUGUUCGUGCUCUGCUGGAUGCCCUUCUACACCAUCCACCUGCUCUUCGUGUUCGGCGUGUCGCCACACCCCACCGUCAUGCAGCUCUCCGUCAUCCUCAGCUACGCCAACAGCUGCGCCAACCCCAUCCUCUACGGCUUCCUCUCGGACAACUUUAAGCGCUCCUUUCAGAGGAUCCUGUGCUUGCGCUGGAUAGACGGGGGUCUCGAGGAGCCCGUCGACUAUUACGCGUCGGCGCUGAAGAGUCGCGCGUUCGCCGCGCAGAGUCGCAGCAACCAGCUCAACAACUUUCGGCCGAACAACGCCACCGCGGGCAGCGUCUACCGUAACGGCACGUGCGGUGGCGUGUCGCGCACCACCACCCUCUAAGAGGAGUCGCGCUGCCUCGCACACCGCCCUGUUCUCCGCGUUGUAAGACGCUGCCGGAAAGUAAGACGCACCACCCAACCCCCCCCCCUACCUCCUCCCACCCCGCCACCAAAAGUUGUGCCCGGUGUCAAUGAAGUUAUACAAAUCUGGUUACACACACACACAUAUCUACCGGAUUGUAAGACGCACCCCUCCCCCCACACCACCCCACACAUUUCGCUUUAAAACACAGCGGGGGAGAGGGGGGGGGGGCAGAAUCGUGCGUCUUAUAAUCCGGCGGAUACGGUACUAACAAUGACGUGAUUGCUGCUACCGUUGUAUCAACGUGUCGUUUACAUGCUUACACAUCGGCGUGUCGUUCCCGUAUUUAUUGACGUAUUUAUUAAUUAUGUAUCUAAACCACUGCUCAUGUUCGCAUGUGGGAUAUAUUCGAGGGUUUCUGUUGUUGUUGUUUUGCUUUAAUAAACUAUGAGUUGACGAAUUUGUCAGAUUCAACCACAGGGCAGUCGAGUUUGAAAUGCCGCUACGCGUCGUGCAGACGACGCGAGUUCCGCUUCGGUUUGACUCGACGGCGAGACGUCUCGUGGCGAUGCAAUACUCCGUCAAAACCACGCCGUCCGUUUCACGUUGGCCGCCCCCCUUGGGGUUCGUCGCUUGCCCCAUGAAUUAUUGUCACAGUGUGAGAUGUUGGCUACGCUGAACGAGCUGUGAACAUCGCCGGUCCGUGUGGAUUGUGACGCGCAUCGCCAAAGCGUGAGCCAUUUUUUACUCGCAAUCUGUAUAAACGCGUAUGAUUUACGUCUGUCACCGCACGUACAUUCUAAUUCUAAUAAGGCGACUACGACUAGACGGUACGACUGUGGACAAUGUUGCUAAAUGAGUGUGGGCAGACUCUGGUUCACGACUGUAGCCUAAUUCACAGACUGACAUCGCUACGAGCACAAAAGAAACGUGGGUUUCUUUUUUUGCGUCAUUAAAGUGUCCCAGGUAAUGUGCACAUUGGUCAAUGUUCAGUAAGGUACAACAAUGCAACGUUUCGGUUCAAGGAAAAAUACGGCAUUCGGUUCACAUAAUUCCGCGUUGAGGUUGUGUGUAGAACAGCUGACAGUUGUUUUCUCCCCAGCCCCGUCAAUUGCAUACUGGGAUUUGUUCAUAAACGCUGAUGUCAACUGAUAUGCUGGGCCAGUUAUAAAUGACUCGGGUUUAAUUUGUGUUGUUGUUGUUGUGGGUUUCAUCUGUUUUAGUACCUCGAUGUUUUUUUUUACAUUGCAGCGUACUAAUUCACAGGACUGAUACAAAUUCAAGAUGCAAACCACUCAAGACACACACCACCAUUGGAACCUCUUUUGCCAGUAGAAAAAUAUGAUAAUUGCUUUUUACCCUUUCAUCUGGCAACAAAACUGACACCUUUUUUACAAGGAGUUAUGUUUGCAUUGACCACAAUACCUGCGGUCGGAAUGCAAAGGAGGUUCCAAUGGUGUAAAUGCUUACCCCGAGCUCUCAUACUCUGAUGGUGCAUUGUCUUUGAGUUGUGCGCCUUUUGGCGUCAUCUGGUCCAACACCGUGUGAGACGAGGCUCAAAGAAAAGCUGUCUCGGGUGUGGACCAAUCAAUUUCAAGGACAGUGCAUACAUUAUCAGAGUUGUGUUUUUUUAUUUGCAUUCCGACCGCAGGUAU